UGGCGCAGUGCUUGACAUUUCCAAGUGAGAAUUUGCCCUUUUCCCCGCUAUGUAGGGCAUGAUAUACCUUCUCCUGUGUUAUAAUUAAUGCGUUAUGAGAUGGCGAAGUCGGCAGAGGACGGAGAGGAGGUGUUUGCUGCAGACGACUCUGAAGACACGCUGGAAUUGGACGUCCUUGUGGGCCAUAUAGAGAACAUUAUUUUGAGUGACGAGUUUGUAGCCCUGAGGGAGAGCUUUAUGCAAGAACACUGCCACAAGUUCGAGGAUGCUGAGGAGAACAAGCUGGAGUACACGGACAUUUUCACACAAUAUACAAAGUUGAUUGAAGGCCACAUUGAGAGAGAGUUGUCGAGCAGAGAAAAGGGGUUUAACAUGAACGCCUUCCAGGAGUUGAUAAGCAAGAGUGAAACCAUUGAUGGAGAGGUUUUCGAUCUACUGUUAACUUUCUCGGACUUUUUGUCAUUUAAGGAUGCCAUGUUAGAGGCCAAAAAGAGUACAGAAGAUGGAUCUGCCAGAUUACAGGACCUGCUCCAAGUAACACGACUGAGUUCCUAGAAGGAUAUAGAUGAACGUCGGACCAGCAUUUUUUCAAAGUGCAAUUGGUAAUGUAGUCAGAGUUUUACAGGUGGAAGGGGAGAGUGAAAAAUAAAAACAAAAACCUCAAAAUGCCAAAGGCUGUAAUCUUUCCAAAUUGGAUAUUUGUGUAAGAGAAAGUCCUCCCUGCCCAUUUCAGUUUUAAAGUAAUAGGGGAUUAAGACCUUGCCAUUCCACCCAGUUGCCAUGCCACUGUUUGUAAUGUAUUGGAUUUGCUGCUGUGUGACUGUGAUAUGGAGUCAAAUAGGCAGAUAUUUGAAAACUGUAGUUGAGAGUACUGUUCAUUACUAAUAGUAAAUUACAAAUGAUUCUCAAACUAAAUUUUUAACAUGGAUGUGAGAUGAUGUGUGAAUUAUUUGUUGAAAUGUGAUUAUAGUGAUGCACUGUAAAAAAAUAAUUUCUUAAAUUUCUUAUUCUUAUUUAAAAAUGCUUUGGUGUAUGUUGGUGUACAAGCUGUGUGUACUUGUAGAGCAUUUAUUUUUUCAGAAUUUGUUUCAUCAUAGCUUGGUAAUUAAUUAUACAACUCCAAAAGUCAGAUAUUUCCAAAAUGUAUUUUAUUUUUACAGUGAAAAAAUAAAUGACAAAAAUUCCCUUCUGUGAAAGCUUUGAAUUUUUUAAACAUUGUGUUUCAAAUGUACAACAACAUAUUCCUAGAUAUCCUUUGGUUUUGAUAUAAACAUUUUCUUGUAUAUCACCCAUCUGUGGCUUAUUUCUAAAACUCAUGGCCAAAGUCAAAGCUUUCUAAAAAAAAUGAGUAAGAUAAAUUGUAAGAAAGUGAUUGUAUCGUGAGCUAAUCUCUUUUCUUCUCUUUAGUGUCUUGGAAAGCAAAUUAUUAUCACCAAUUGUGGACCACUUUAAUAGAAUAAAGUGUUAAAAGGCCUGCCAGUCACUAUAUGGUAAAGUAGCAAUUAUAAUAUAUUUAUGGAAAUAGAGCUACUAUAUUAUUAGUUCUAGACAUUCUUUAAUGAAUUAGCAACAAUAUGCUGUAGAUUUUAUAUUUUGUCACUUCAUAUGUUUAAUUGCAUGUUGCAUGAAAUGUCAGAGGAGAUUUGAUCAUGCAAUAAAAUUUGUAAUGAAA
This is a messenger RNA of Penaeus chinensis, 1672 nucleotides long. RefSeq names its product ADP-ribosylation factor-like protein 2-binding protein. Lineage: Eukaryota; Metazoa; Arthropoda; Malacostraca; Decapoda; Penaeidae. Gene Ontology annotation, cellular component: mitochondrial intermembrane space. The record is from RefSeq and is a predicted model, not a curated record. The transcript is spliced from 5 exons. Gene Ontology annotation, biological process: positive regulation of tyrosine phosphorylation of STAT protein; maintenance of protein location in nucleus. Bases 88 to 555 code for a protein of 155 amino acids.